AUGUGGGUAUUCAGAUACUGCAACAGAAAUUCUUUAAAUUUCGUCUUCGACUUGAAAUAUGAAGCAAACAAGCCACAACUAUUCCCAGAUGGCUUCACUGCAGCAAGCUGCCAGCUGGGCUACAGGACAUGGAGCAAUUUCACCACCUGCGAUGCAGAUCUUCUGUUUCAGCUUUCAAAAGCUGCUGACGUUCAGAUUUGCAACACGAGGAGCAGCAGAGAAUUGUGGACAAUUCUCCUGGGCAGAUCAGCUUUAAGAGAACCAGCACAGAUUGCAUCAGAACUGAACAAGCACUGGCAGAGAUUGUUAGAAGGGCUUUCGUACUACAAACCUCCAAGUACAACUUCAGCAGAGAAGAUAAAAGCUGACAAAGAUGUAGCUGCUCCACUAAAAGAGUUGGGUCUGAGGGUCAGCAAGUUUUUGGGUCUGGAUGAAGAGCAGAGUGUGCAGUUGCUGCAGUGUUAUCUACAGGAGGAUUACAGAGGAACAAGGGACUCCCUGAAGACAGUUCUUCAGGAUGAAAGGCAGAGUCAGGCUCUGAUGUUGAAGCUUGCUGACUAUUACUACGAAGAGAGGAUCUGCAUUCUGCGCUGUGUCCUCCAUCUGCUCACUUAUUUUCAGGAUGAGAGGCACCCUUAUACAGCACAGUACUUCCAGUGUGUCGAGAAGUUGGAAAAGGAACUGGUUCCUAAUUACCGUAAACAGUUUGAAGAACUGUACAAAGCAGAAGCUCCUACCUGGGAAACACAUGGAAACCUCAUGACAGAACGUCAGGUUUCCCGUUGGUUUGUGCAAUGCCUCCGUGAGCAGUCCAUGCUCCUGGAAGUCAUCUUCCUCUACUAUGCAUACUUUGAAAUGGUACCUGAUGAGCUUCUGGUAUUUGCAAAGUUGUUCAAGGAGCAGGGAUUUGGCACGAGACAAACCAACAGGCAUUUGAUAGAUGAGAGCAUGGAUCAUCUGGUGGAUCAUAUUGGCUACCUUAGUGCUCUUAUUCUGGUGGAAGGCAUGGAAAUUGACUCCCUCCAUGAACGAGCUUUGGAUGAUAGGACAGAGGAGCACAAGUUAGCCAAUUGUGCACAUAUCCACCAGGAAAUGGACAAUCAGCUGCUGCAGUUGGGGGAUGUCUCACAUCAUGCUCCAGUGCUUUUGGCUUGGGCUCUGCUCCGUCAUACCAUAAAUCCCGAGGAGUCAACCAAUGUUAUCAGGAGGAUGGGCAGCACUGCUAUCCAGCUCAAUGUGUUCCAGUACCUGACAAAGCUUCUGAAAUCACUUAACAGUGGAGGCAAGAAUUGUACAGUCAGCACAGCUUGUAUGUGCAUUUAUGGGCUUCUUUCCUUUGUCCUGACAUCGCUGGAAUUGCAUACGUUGGGCAAUCAGCAAGAUAUAAUUGAUGCAGCAUGUGAAGUUCUGGCAGCUUCCAGCAUUCCUCAGCAGUUCUGGAAGACAGAACCAACUGCAGGUCUGGGUAUUAUCCUGGACAGUGUGUGUGGGAUGUUCCCCCACCUUCUUACUCCUCUCCUUCAGCUGCUCCAGGCUCUUGUGUCAGAUAAAUCUACUGCAAAAAAGGUGUACAGUUUCCUGGAUAAAAUGUCCUUCUACAUAGAACUCUACAAGCAUAAACCUCCUGAUGUGAUCUCUCAUGAAGAUGGCACCCUGUGGCGAAGGCAGGCUCCAAAGCUCCUCUAUCCUCUGGGACUAGGUCAAACAAAUUUGCGGAUACCUCAGGGAACAGUGGGCCAAGUGAUGCUGGAUGAUCGAGCUUAUUUAGUACGAUGGGAGUAUUCCUACAGCAGCUGGACACUGUUUACCUGUGAGAUUGAAAUGUUGCUCCAUGUUGUAUCCACAGCAGAUGUGCUUCAGCAUUGCCAGAGGGUCAAGCCAAUCAUUGAUCUGGUUCAUAAAGUCAUCAGCACUGAUGUAUCCAUAGCAGAUUGCCUUCUGCCAAUUACGUCACGAAUCUACAUGCUGCUGCAGAGGCUGACAACUGUAAUCUCUCCCCCUAUGGACGUUAUUGCUUCUUGUGUCAAUUGUUUGACAGUACUGGCUGCACGGAUGCCAGCCAAGGUUUGGACUGACCUUCACCAUACAGGCUUCUUACCAUUCGUUGCCAAUCCAGUAUCCAGUAUGAAUCAUGUGAUUAGUGCAGAGGGAAUGAAUGCUGGGGGCUAUGGAAACCUGCUGAUGGGCAUAGAACAGCCUCAAGGCGAGUACAGCGUGACCAUCUCCUUCCUGAACCUCAUCACAACUCUGGUCCGGGGACAGCUUGGUAGCACCCAGAGCCAAGGGCUUGUGCCCUGCAUUGUGUUUGUCCUGAAGGAGAUGUUACCAAAUUACCACAAAUGGCGUUACAACUCUCAUGGAGUGAGAGAGAAAAUUGGAUGCCUCAUUCUGCAGAUUCAUGCAAUCCUGAAUUUAUGCCCUGAAAUGGAUCCUCGCAGUAGCAAUGUCCCCAGCCUCCAGUCCCUGUGCAUCUUCAGUCUGGCCAACACUGAAGCAGGGCAAGCUGUCAUUAACAUCAUGGGGAUUGGUGUGGACACUAUUGACAUGGUGAUGGCCUCCCAGUCUAGUAGUGAUGAGUCACAAGGCCAAGGCCAGCUGCUGAUACAAACUGUGAAGCUGGCAUUCUCAGUCACCAAUAAUGUCAUAAGAUUGAAACCCCCCUCUAGUGUGGUAUCUCCACUGGAACAGGCACUUACUCAGCACGGUGCUCAUGGAAACAAUCUUAUUGCUGUCUUGGCCAAAUACAUCUACCACAAGCAUGACCCUGCACUGCCACGCCUGGCCAUCCAGCUGCUCAAGCGACUGGCUACGGUUGCUCCCAUGUCUGUUUAUGCCUGCCUUGGUAGUGAUGCUGCCGCCAUCCGUGACGCUUUCCUCACCCGCCUGCAGAGCAGGAUUGAGGACAUGCGUAUUAAGGUCAUGAUACUGGAAUUCCUCACAGUUGCAGUGGAGACACAGCCUGGGCUCAUCGAGCUCUUCCUGAACUUGGAAGUGAAGGAUGGCAGUGAUGGCUCAAAGGAGUUCAGUCUGGGGGAGUGGAGUUGCCUCCAAGUAGUCUUAGAGCUGAUAGACUCCAAACAACAGGAGAGAUACUGGUGUCCUCCCCUCCUGCACCGUGCUGCCAUCGCCUUCCUGCACGCCUUGUGGCAGGACCGCCGAGACAGCGCCAUGCUGGUUCUGAGGACAAAGCCAAAGUUUUGGGAAAAUUUGACUAAUCCACUGUUUGGGACUCUGCCUCCACCUUCAGAGACAUCAGAGCUCAGUGUCUUGGAUACCUGUGCCUUAAUCAUGAAAAUCAUCUGCUUGGAGAUCUACUAUGUUGUCAAGGGCUCCCUGGAUCAGUCCCUGAAAGACACGCUGAAGAAUUUCUCCACCAAAAAGCGCUUUGCUUAUUGGUCAGAAUAUGUGAAAUCACUGGCCUAUUAUGUGGCAGAGACAGAGGGCAGUAGCUGUGCCUCCAUGACAGAAUAUCAGAUGCUCAUCUCAGCCUGGAGGAUGCUGCUGAUUAUAUCCACUAGCCAUGCGGAUAUAAUGCAUCUCACUGAUCCUGCAGUUCAUCAGCAAUUGUUUCUGGAUGUGCUAGAUGGGACCAAGGCUUUGCUUCUAGUUCCCAUGUCAGUAUCUUGUCUGCAGCUGGGCUCUAUGCUGUGUACUCUUCUUCUCAUCCUGCUGAAGCAGUGGAAGAGCGAGUUGAGCUCUGUGGAUAAAAUCAUAAACUCCUUGACGCAGAUUCUGGAGGGAGUACUACAGGCAGAUCAGCAGAUGAUGGAGAAAACCAAAGCCAAAGUGUUCUCAGCUCUUAUCACUGUGCUGCAGAUGAAAGAGAUGAAAGCUCAUGGACAGCAGACUGCAUCCAUGGACUGGUGCCAGCAAUCUGGAGAAAUGGUGAAUGAGAUCCCUCAGUACUCCCAGCUGGUGCUGAGUGUGUGUGAAACACUCCAGGAUGAGGUCAUUGCACUCUUUGAUCAGACUCGACACAGCCUGACCUUGGGAGAUGCCACAGAUGACAAGGACAGCAUGGAAACAGAUGAUGCCUCCCGAGUUAAACACAAGGACCAGCGAGAUGGGGUUUGUGUUUUGGGUCUGCAUCUCGCAAAAGAGCUCUGUGAAGUUGAUGAUGAUGGAGACUACUGGCUGCAGAUUACUAGGAAAGUCCCUGUGCUUCCUACCAUUUUUACUGCUUUGGAGAUCAGCCUGAGAGUUAAACAAAACCUUCACUUCACAGAGGCCUCAUUACAUCUGCUGCUGACCUUAGCAAGGACACAACAGGGAGCAGCAGCAGUGGCUGGGGCUGGUGUCACACAGAGUGUCUGCCUGCCCCUCCUGAGCGUGUACCAACUCAGCACUAAUGGAGCCAUCCAGACAUCUGCUUCGUCUCGGAAAUCUCAGGAUGCUCCCUCUUGGCCUGGGGUCUAUCGCCUCUCCAUGUCACUGAUGGAGCGUCUCCUCAAGACACUCCGAUACAACUUUUUGACAGAAGCAUUGGAUUUUGUUGGUGUCCAUCAAGAAAGGAUUCUUCAGUGCCUGAAUGCAGUACGGACAGUACAGAGCUUGGCUUGUCUGGAGGAGGCUGAUCACACUGUUGGCUUCAUUCUCCAGCUCUCAAAUUUCACAAAGGAGUGGCAUUUCCACCUGCCACAGCUUAUGAGGGACAUGCAGGUGAAUCUGUGUUACCUGUGUCAGGCCUGUACCUCCCUCCUGCACAGCCGCAAAAUGCUCCAGCACUACCUGCAGACAAAAAAUGGUGACUCCCUUCCAUCAAGUGUGACUCCACGAGUGCAGCGUAACCCCCAAACCUCUUCCAAACACCCCAGCCCUGAGUCAGAGGCAGCAGAGCAGAAGGCACUGCUUAUGGUACAGUACAGCCUCUUGAAAAUCCUCAGCAAAUCUCUUGCUGCUCUGCGCCACUUCACCCCCGAUGUCUGCCAGAUACUCCUCGAUCAGUCACUGGACCUUGCUGAGUACAAUGUGCUCUUUGUCUUGAGUUUCACCACACCAGCCUUUGAUUCGGAUGUCGCACCUUCCUUUGGGACCCUCCUUGCCACAGUCAAUGUGGCCCUCAACAUGCUAGGAGAGUUGGAUAAGAAGAAGGAACCUUUUCCUCAGGCUGCAGGGCUGAAUAUGCAAGAGGGAACCAAAACCCUCAAGUCUCUGCUCAUGUUUACAAUGGAAAACUGUUUCUACCUGCUCAUCUCCCAGGCUGUUCGGUACUUGAGAGACCCAGCUGUGCAUCCCCGCGAUAAGCAGCGAAUGAAACAGGAGCUGAGCUCUGAGCUGAGUACACUGCUUUCCAGCUUGUCUCGUUAUUUCCGCCGUGGUGGUCCCUCCUCACCUGCCAGUGGGGUUCUUCCCUCUCCCCAGGGGAAGUCUACCUCCAAGCUGGGGCCUGAGGUGCAGGAGCCUUUGUUUCAGCUCGUGCAGGCCUUCGUCCGGCACGUGCAGAGAUAGAUGCUGUUCUACCACAGCCUCCCUUUCCAGGACUUGCACCAGAACGAUUCAUAUCCACCACAGAAAGCAUCACCCUUGGCAGAGCUUGUAACAAGGACUGGGGCAGGGAGGGAGGCCUGGUCUGGGCAGCGUUGGAUACCAAGCUGUAACAUCAGCAACAUGAUCCUGAUGAACUCCUGCAGAACAGUGAAUGUAAGGAGAGCUGCGAGGGGCUCCUCAGAUUGACCAGUGCACAGCCCGCCUGCUCCAUCUGCUAGAGCAUCCUGGCCAGGUACAAGUGCUGAACAGUCAAAACCUUUAUUUUUAUAGCUUGUACCUCAGCUAGGGAAGCUCUGGCUGAUGGAGUGAGAGGAGAGACUCUCCUCUGGGCAUUAACUCUGCUAUUAACACAAGGUGCAGUCUGGCCCUCCCUCCCAGUCAGAGUCCAGUUAAGGCACAACCUAGGGAUCAGCCAGCAAUUCAGAGACCAUCUUUCUACUAUUUUUGUACUGAGUGGUUCAAGGCAAGAUGGUGUAUGUGUGCUCACGCCUCCCCUCCACCCUCCAGUCUGUGUGUUGUGUGUUUUUCUGAAGAGCAAGGCCUCACUCAAGGUUUUUAAGUCAAAAUUCCAUUGCUCUAGUCUUGCAAUUUUUUGUAACUGUGGCCUAUUUAUACUGAUAUUAAAACCUUUAUAGACAG
This is a messenger RNA of Meleagris gallopavo (turkey), 6126 nucleotides long. It is a transcript of the gene NUP188, whose product is annotated as nucleoporin 188. The record is from RefSeq and is a predicted model, not a curated record. Gene Ontology annotation, cellular component: nuclear pore inner ring. Lineage: Eukaryota; Metazoa; Chordata; Aves; Galliformes; Phasianidae. Gene Ontology annotation, biological process: RNA export from nucleus; protein import into nucleus. Gene Ontology annotation, molecular function: structural constituent of nuclear pore.